AUGAAUAGUAUUGCUCAAAGAUUUUCACAUUCCCAAAACAAUGAUAUUCUUAAAGAAUUAAAUUCUGUUAAUGAAUCACGUACACCAACAUCAGCAUCUCAAUUAGAAUUAGCACCAUCAAUUGCAGUUCCACCAAUUUCUCAACCAACUGAAUUUUUACGUGCUCAUACUGAUGAUUCAGCUAAUCCAGAUUGUAAGAUUAAAAUUGCUCAUGGUACAACUACAUUAGCAUUUAGAUUUCAAGGAGGAAUUAUUGUAGCUGUUGAUUCUCGAGCUACUGCAGGAAAUUGGAUUGCUUCACAAACAGUUAAUAAAGUUAUUCGAAUUAAUCCAUUUUUGUUAGGUACUAUGGCUGGUGGUGCUGCUGAUUGUCAAUAUUGGGAAACUUGGUUAGGUACACAAUGUAGAUUACAUGAAUUAAGAGAAAAGGAAAGAAUUUCAGUUGCUGCUGCUUCUAAAAUUUUAAGUAAUUUAGUUUAUCAAUAUAAAGGUAUGGGAUUAAGUAUGGGUACUAUGGUUUGUGGUCAUACUGCUAAAGAAGGUCCAACUAUUUAUUAUGUUGAUAGUGAUGGUACCAGAUUAAAAGGUGAUGUAUUUUGUGUUGGUUCUGGUCAAACUUUUGCAUAUGGGGUAUUGGAUACCGAAUAUAAAUGGGAUUUAACUGUUGAAGAAGCUUUGUAUUUAGGUAAGAGAAGUAUAUUGGCUGCCACUCAUAGAGACGCUUAUUCCGGUGGUUCUAUUAACUUGUACCAUGUUACUGAACAAGGUUGGACUUAUCAUGGUAACUAUAACGUCGGUGAUCUUUUCUGGGAAAUCAAAGAAAAAGAACAAUCUUUUGUUAACGUUGAUGGAUAG
This is a messenger RNA of Candida tropicalis MYA-3404, 855 nucleotides long. It is a transcript of the gene PRE2, whose product is annotated as proteasome core particle subunit beta 5. Bases 1 to 855 code for a protein of 284 amino acids. The transcript has a single exon. Gene Ontology annotation, molecular function: threonine-type endopeptidase activity. Gene Ontology annotation, cellular component: proteasome core complex. The record is from RefSeq and is a predicted model, not a curated record. NCBI's taxonomy places the organism in Eukaryota, Fungi, Ascomycota, Pichiomycetes, Serinales, Debaryomycetaceae.